This is a messenger RNA of Penicillium alfredii, 15306 nucleotides long. It is a transcript of the gene sidC, whose product is annotated as nonribosomal siderophore peptide synthase SidC. The record is from RefSeq and is a predicted model, not a curated record. The coding region runs from base 1 to 15306 and encodes 5101 amino acids. Gene Ontology annotation, biological process: secondary metabolite biosynthetic process; amino acid activation for nonribosomal peptide biosynthetic process. The transcript is spliced from 7 exons. Gene Ontology annotation, molecular function: phosphopantetheine binding; catalytic activity. Gene Ontology annotation, cellular component: cytoplasm. Lineage: Eukaryota; Fungi; Ascomycota; Eurotiomycetes; Eurotiales; Aspergillaceae.
AUGGAUCGUUUCACCCCAUUUCCUGCCGUCACAAGGGAAGACGGCGAUGUGCUGGCUCCCGCAGUCAUUCCAUGGCAGGUGGAUGCUGUUCCGAUUCCCUCGGAAUGUCUUGCUCUGUCAUGGGCUAUUAUAUUGCGCGCAUUUACUACCGAUGAAACCCCGGUCUUCCUGCUAAAUGGAGCUCCGGUCAAGGCAGAUCCAUCGGCUGAAACCAUCCAGCAGGCAACGUUGGAUGAAGUGUCCGCUCGAUCCGCAAAGUACACUGCAGUGGUGACCGAGGCCCAUUUGUCUUCGUCCGUUGAGCCCUUGCCUACGUUGCUGUGGACCCUGGAUUUUGCAACGCAGUCGGGUGCGUUGCAUUCGGCUGGGGGUAUGGACGAUUCGUUCUUGCACCAACUGGGAAGGCAGCUCAGGCAGAUUGUGAACCAGCAAGUGUCGCGAGCUGGUAUUCAUCUAGAGUUACCUGUUUCUGAACUUCCUGCCCUGUCGAUUGCAAACCCCUCGCCCCGUACGUUACCGGGGCCUCCACUUCUCCAUGAGCUGGCCCUCGGCCAGUCCCAGAGCGCGGGUCACGCCAUUGAAUUUCUUGCCGCGGAUGGAAACAUCCGCUGCCUGUCGUACCAUGCCUUGGACCGGCUUUCGUCGAAGCUAGCGGCUGAAAUCGUCGCGGCUUCCGCAGCCGUGGCGAACGACGCGAAGAAAAAGGUGGUCCCCGUGCUGCUUCCCCAGUCUGUGGAAUUGUACAUUUCAUGGCUGGGGAUUCUCAAGUCUGGAGCAGCAUUCUGUCCAUUGAACAUCGAUGCGCCACUGGACCGGAUCGAGUUCAUCUUGCAAGAUGUAGCGGCAUCGGUUGUGAUCACACAAGAUGCCCUUGCAGCCAAAAUACCACAGGAUGAACGCCUGGCGGUUCUUACAGUGGAUGAACUUGCAAUCAAAGAUGGCAAGACAAUAGAGCCCCGUGUGGAACAGGGUACUUCUUCAGAUUUGGCCUAUGUGAUGUACACCUCCGGAUCGACCGGCCGGCCCAAAGGUGUUGGAGUUUCACAUCUGGCUGCCACCCAGUCGCUGCUUGCCCAUAAUGACUUGAUACCCCCGUUUGAACGAUUUUUGCAGUUUGCAUCGCCGACGUUUGACGUCUCCGUCUUUGAAGUCUUCUUUCCUUUCAUGCGGGGCGCGACCCUCAUUGGAGCUGAACGAGAGCACAUGCUGCUCGAUAUCUCCCAUGUCAUGACCGAAAUGCGAGUGGACGCCGCCGAGUUGACCCCUACCGUCGCAGGAGAAUUGCUGCGCACACGAGCCGCAGCACCCUCUCUCCGAGUCCUGCUGACGAUUGGCGAAAUGCUCACGCAGCAUGUGGUGGACGAGUUUGGUCAGUCGCACAGUGCAGAUAGCCUUCUUCAUGGGAUGUACGGUCCUACUGAGGCGGCGAUUCAUUGCACUGCAGCCACCCACUUCCAGGCCCAAUCCCGCGUCAACCUUAUUGGAAAGCCAUUCCAAACGGUUUCCGCAUAUAUCAUGUCACUUGAAUCCGAAGAAGGAUCACCCACCGGAGAGCCCCAGGCCCUUCCACUGGGGCAGAUUGGAGAGCUCGUGGUGGGCGGACCCCAGCUGGCAGACGGGUACAUCAACCGACCUGAAGAAAAUGCCAAAGCCUUUAUCCAAAGUACUUCACAUGGCCGGCUCUACCGGACUGGCGACAAAGCUCGUAUGCUACCUACCGGGGAGAUCGAAUGCUUUGGACGAAUUUCCAGUGGUCAAGUGAAGCUCAGAGGUCAGCGGAUCGAGCUUGGAGAGAUUGAGCAUGUUAUUUGUAGAGCACCAGAUGUUCGAGCUGCUGUCGCCAUCGUGAGUGGCGGGAGCUUGAUUGCAUUCGUGCUAGUCAACGACAAAGGAACCACUGACAGUAAGCUCCGAGACGCAUGUCGCCAAUUACUCCCUCGGUUUAUGGUCCCGGGUGAAUUUGUGCUUGUCAACCAGUUUCCACAGCUUCCAUCCGGAAAAAUCGACCGUAAGGGAUUGGAGGCCGACUUUCUCCGUCACCGGGCCGCUGCACCAGCUGUCGACCAAGAACCGUUUCGGGAUGAACUCGAAGAGACGAUUGUGUCUUGUGCAGCGGAUGUAAUAGGCCGGCAACCCUCGUCCACUGAAAGUCUAGUUGCCGCUGGCCUUGACUCUUUGGCUGCCAUUCGCCUUGCUUCCCAUCUGCUAGACGCUGGAAUUUGCCUGGAUGUGGGAAAGCUGUUAGCGGCUGACUGUGUGGAAGAAAUAUGGCACGUUGCAAAGGAUCUGGAGACUUCGCAAGUGGCCGAGGACAAGUAUGAAGGCCUUCAAACAAUCCGCCAACUGGUGGCGGAUGCUGGUAGCACGAGGGUCGAAUCGCUUGGGUUGGGCUCAGAGGUCACGGCGGUUGAACCAUGUAGCCAUAUUCAGCAGGCCAUGAUACUGGAGACAGCCCGAGAUCAGAAGGCAUAUUGCAAUUGGGUUGAGUUGCAAUUCGAGCCCUCGAUCAACCUAGCCGCCGCGAAGAAUGCGUUCAUGAAAGUGGUGGAUCGCUACGACAUUUUGCGGUCUGGGUUUGUGGAAAUUGGGCUCAAGGAUCACGCAUAUGGCCGCUUUACCUGGAAUCUCUCAAGUGACAAUGUCUUCCAUGAGUGCGAGGAGUUUGACUACGACGUGAGUUUGAGUGCAGAUCAAGAUCUCCUCAAUCCUGUCAGGGUCCAAUUUCGGACAGGAAGAGAGAAGCUUCACGUGCUUGUGCAUAUCCACCAUUCCAUCUAUGAUGGUUGGUCCUGGCAGUUGAUUCUGAAGGAGCUUCAUGGUAUCCUGCUAGGAGAAGAGCUCGUUCAAAGACCUGCAUACCAUAUCGUGACGGACUUCUUCAUCGAAUACAAAAUGGGCGAAUCAGCCAAGGAGGCUUCGACCUUCUGGCGGGAUCAACUCCAAGGGUCAUCUCCUGCAAACUUCCCAAAUUUCCAUGGAAGGCUGGAUGUUUUGCCCGGGACGGAGGAGACGACUCGCAUGCUUGAAGUCCCGAUGUCAAAACUCAACGAAGUUUCGCACGUCCUUCGAGUGAGCAGGCAGACUAUAUUUCAGGCUGCAUUCUGCUAUGUUUUAGCAUCUUACCUCGGGACUGGUGACGUGGUUUUCGGCACCGUUUUUUCAGGCCGCACGUUACCAGUCAAAGGAAUUGAGACGGUCCUUGGGCCCUGCAUCAGGACACUGCCAACACGUAUGGAUCUUGACAAGAUGCAGGAUGUCACAGAUCUGUUUUUGGCAAUCCAGAAUCUGAACCACAAGUCUCUCGAGCACGGCAGUCUUCCUCUUCAAGAUAUCAAAAAGGCUUCCGGUAUCGGACUAGAUCAGAGCCUUUUUGACAGUGCUCUGGUGUGGCAGGAGAGCAUCUGGUCCAACGAAAACCACAGCAAUUUGUUCCACGAAGUUGGGGCUGCAGAAUUCUUGGAAUUCGCGUUGUUGCUAGAGUUUGAGCCUCAGGAGAUUGGUAUUCACGCAAAGGCCACAUACCAGAGAUCAGUUUUGUCUCAGGAACAGGCGAAUAUUUUGUUGGAGCAGGUUGAUUGCGUGGCGUCGAUUCUCCUCAACUCCCCGGAUCUUUCAAUCCCUCAAAUUCCUUGUCAUCUCCCGCCAUCGACAUUGUCACUCCACAGAGCGACAUUUGAAAAACAGACCAAUCCUCCUCGUCUUUCCUCUAGUGUCGAUGCGAUUGCCUCUGUUGAUCCCGGCCGUACAGCCGUGGAAUUUAUGCUUCCCCAAGAGCCGGGAUCCAAUGUCUCGAAAUCUGAAAGAGUCACCUAUGGUCAAUUGCAAGCGCGGGCGAAUCGCCUCGCCCAUCAUCUGCUAGAUAUGGGAGUCGCCAAAUCUGAUUUGGUUGCAAUUAUUUUGGACAAGUCCCUGGAAUUCUACGUCUGCAUGCUCGCUGUUGUGAAGGUUGGAGCUGGCCUUGUGCCCUUGACCCUUCAGGAUUCUUUCCAGACGCUUCAAAGCACUCUGACAGCGGCAAGACCCAAGUUUUGCAUCGUCAGUCCGCUCACAGAGUCCAUGUUUACUUUGGAUUCUUUGGAAUUUAUGCAUGUAAUUGGCUUGCCUGAUUUUGAAGUCGACUCUUAUCACAGCAAUCCUACUACCACCAACGAGGGAUCCGAUGUUGCUUAUACCGAAACCAGGCCUACAGGCAAUGGCUUUACGGAGCAUCAGUUCAUUUCAUACCACAAUCUGCAAACCAACAUCGAUGUGCUUAUGGACCUAUUUCCAACAUUUCCAGAGUCAAAGAUUCUGCAGGCGGCUCCUCAGGCAUCGGGUGCCUCAAUUUUUGAAACCUUCUUCGCAUGGCAGAAAGGAAUGACAUUGUGCUCAACCCCAGACAACUUCCUGACUCAAAACGCACGGCAGGCUAUCGCAGCCAUGGGCGUGACUCACCUCCAUAUUACCCCGACAAUGGCCUCACAUCUAGAGCCACAAGACGUGCCUACAGUGCAACAUUUGCUUGCAUCGGGCGAGGCAUUGACUGCAAAGGUUCAUCGGGACUGGGCUGGAAGGGGGCUCCAUCAAGGUUACCUCAAUCGUGGCUUAACCAAUGUCUGCACUUUCUACAAAGGCGUUGAAGCUUCAACUUUGACAGCCAAUGUCGGCAGACCAUUAAAUAAUACAUCUGCCAUGAUUGCAGCAGACCAAGAACCAUUCCAUCCGCUUCCGCGAGGUGCGGUUGGAGAGAUAUGCUUUGGUGGGGAUCAAGUUGGGCAUGCAUCCUUGGACAAGGAAAGUUCCACCGCAGGGAGAUUCGUGGAUCACCCUGAGCUAGGUAAAGUAUAUAGGACCGGUCAAUUUGGCAGAAUUCUUCCCAAUGGGUCCCUUAUCCUCCAGAGACGCGACCAGGUAAAGCUGAAUGGCCAACACAUCGUUCUCGAAGAGGUUGAUCGUGCCCUUAUCUCUUCAGAACUGGUUCAAAACUCCGUGAGCAUGGUUCUUAACAACCCAAUUUCGAGCCAACAGUGCCUGGUUGCGUUCUGGAUUCCCUCUGCUCAUGCUCGCCAGUCUACGGGCUCCCUCCGGUUUGACUCGGUGGUCAAUGAUUUAUCUAAAAAGCUUAGCUCAAGGCUUUCUUCACAUAUGGUUCCCUCACUCCUGGUUCCAAUGGAAGAGAUACCUAUGACCGAGACUUACAGAACCGAUUAUUCGGAGUUGCAGCGAAAGAUCGAGCAAAUGACACCAGAGCAACUUCGGCUGUUUUCACCCGCGGUGGAGGCUCAUGAGAAUGACGAGAAUCUUUCUGAUCUUGAGAAGACUAUUGCAGUUGCUCUUUCAGAAGUCACUGGUGUCGAUCAACGCAAUAUACGCAGGCAGACAUCGUUCUACAAGCUGGGACUGGAUUCUUUGUCUGCCAUAUCUUUCUCACGCAGGUUACAAGAACUUGGUUGCGAAAGGCUUGCUGUGUCUACCAUACUGCGCUAUAGCUCUGUUGCUCAACUUGCGGAGGUUGUUCCUUCGAUGGCCACCAGGAACCAGCCCAAAGAGUAUAUGCAACAGCUCCCGGGUGCGUUCGACAAGAGUUGGAUCCUUCAAGUCGAGAAUGAGCUCAGAACCUCAGGCAAAGAGGCCCGAAAUGUGUACCCCUGUACGCCAUUGCAGGAGGCUAUGCUUGCGGCUGAAUCCGAUAGCCACUCGGCCUACUUCAACCAUCUAUUAUUGCGUGUGCACGUCGAUAUCAAGACUUUGAAGACUGCAUGGAUUCAAAUGUUGCAGCGACAUGACAUUCUCCGAACCUGCUUCCGGCCAACCACUGACCAACAUUUCGCCUAUGCCCAGGUUGUCCUGGAUAGUGCAAAUUUGCCCUGGACGCAUGCCGAAACAUCCACUUUUGAGCUGGACCAGGAUGUCAACAGGAGCAAGUCGAAAUUCGAGGGUCAAUCUCCAGUCAAUGGAGAGCUGCCUUACUCGUUGGUUCUAUUCACGGACUCCGCGGCACAAAAGGCACAUCUUCUUUUGUCUAUCCACCACGCACUCUAUGAUGGAGAAGGCAUAAUGCAAUUAUUGCACGAACUUGAGCUCUUUAUUUCUGGGAAUAAUCUGCCAGAAAUAACGCCAUUUUACCGGUUUAUCGGGUACAUGCUUUCUGCCAACUCAGAAACAUCGGAUGAAUAUUGGGAUCGGUAUUUGUCUGGGGUGUCACCGAGUCUGCUAUCCAUGCCAAAGGAGGCCAAGAAUCUUGCGAACGAAUCAGUGUCGCAGCAAAUCCACAUCCAAGUGAGCGGUCCUUUCGAUUCAUUCAAACAGCGAUGCAAAGACCUCUCAGUGGCGCCUUUGAACGUUUUUCAUGCGGCGUGGGCCAGAUUGCUCUCAUUGUAUGCCAAUACCUCUGAUGUCUGCUUCGGCAAUGUGUUCGGUUGUCGAACUAUUCCUUUGGAUGGGGCGGAUCAAAUAGUUGGACCUUGUUUCAACACGCUGCCAGUACGAGUCAAGUUCUCUUCCACUGCAACGAACAGAGACAUCAUGGGGAGCUCACAGAGGUCCAAUAAUGAAAUCUUGCCCCAUCAGCUCAGCCCGUUGCGGCGCAUUCAAAGGCGUACAUUCAAUGAUGGGUCUCAUCUCUUCGACACUCUGGUUGUCCUCCAGAAUCGGAGCACCCAGCUUGACUCGAGCGUAUGGGAGCUUCUUCGCGACGAGGGAAACAUGGGAUUCCCGCUCGUCUGCGAGAUUGUUCCCGAUGACACAGAAAACAACAUCCAUAUCUGCCUCCACUUCCAAACAUCAUACAUUGCCCAUGAUGUGGCCAAGAAAAUUGCGCAUGACUUUGUGGCUCUUGUUGACCACACCACCCAAUAUCCCUCGGCCCAGGCCUCCGAUCAACGACCAUUGGGGGCCGAUAUUCCUCGAAUCUUUAAAGGAAGAGAUCCACGUAAAUCCAACGCCGUCAAUUAUGUGUCAACCACGACCCAGAUAUCACGUCCCUGGUCUCACCAAGAAGAGGCAGUGCGGGACAUUCUUUGCAAGUUCUCAGAAUUCAACCCCGAGGCCGUGUCGCAGGAAACCACGAUUUUCCAGCUUGGGCUGGACAGCAUCAAUGCCGUUCAAAUAUCUGCCACACUGCGGGAUUUGGGCUACAAAGUCUCGGCUGGGGACCUUCUUGAGGCUGCUUCUAUUGAGAGUAUUGCAUCGCUUCUAACUUCCAGUGAAAAAAGCGUCAAGGAAGACGAAUUCGACUUCUCUGCUUUCGAAAAUGAGUAUCUGCAAUCCACCUCUGAGCAGCUUGGUAUUUCACGAAAGGCAGUGCAGUCUUUGCGGCCGUGCACGCCAAUUCAGAACGGCAUGCUGGCGAUGUUCACCCAUUCCCAUGGUGAUAUUUACUUCAACCGAAUGACAUUGAAGUUCUCAGUGCCACUUAACAAAGGUCUACUGAAGGAAGCUUGGUCUCGAGUGAUGGCCCAGCACGAGAUGCUCCGCACUGGUUUUGUCCAGCUGCGCAAUCAACAAUACCCAUUUGCCAUGGUUACGUACCAUGAAGGCAUUGAACUCCCCUGGUAUGAAGCUAGGGACACUGCCGCAGAUGCUGUCAAUCUUCAAGAAAAGCAUGUAUUGGAAAACCUCCACCAGCCUCCUUGGAAAAUCGAUGUUGAGUCCUGCGAGACCGUUAAGGAGAUCCAUUUCUCUGCGCUUCACGCCAUUUAUGAUGCCCAAUCUUUGACUUCAAUCUUUUCCGAUGUUUCGGCAGUAUACGAAGGAAAAACUCUAGCAAAGCCUCCUUCAAUUACUGCAACUCUUGGGCCCAUCUUAAUUGAGAGUCGAGCGCAGAAUGAUGAGGCCCAGGCCUUUUGGCAGGGACUAGCUACAGAGGUGCAUUCUUGCAAAUUCCCUGACUUGCAUCCUAUUCGGACCGAAAAGAAGAAAUUGCUCGUUGGCUCAAUCCGCUGUUCACAGUCUCGAAGGGCUCUCGAAGAUGCUUGUCGAGACAUCGGUGUGACACUGCAAGCGGCCGGCCAAGCAGCCUGGGCUCGAUUACUCGCUGCAUACACCGGUGAAUUGAAUGUUGUCUUUGGAACGGUUCUUUCUGGCCGCAAUUUGUCGGCCGCUGCCCAGGAAGCUGUUUUCCCAUGCUUGGUGACCGUGCCCUCUCCUCUGCACAUCGAAGGAACCAACCGUGAUCUUCUGAGCCGCACAUUGAAGAUGAAUGCAUCCUUGUUGAAUAAUCAAUUUACCCCACUGUCCCAGAUCCAACGCUGGAUGGGCAGCGAUGAACCUCUCUUCGACACUUUGUUCGUCUACCAGAAAUUCACAUCCAAAAAGGAAGACUCCCAACACUGGGAGGUAUUUGAUGAAGAGACAAAGAUUGAUUAUCCGGUGUCUUUGGAGCUGAUCCCGCACUCGACUGAUCUUGAGGUCAGAAUCAACUACAAGAGCGACGUUCUUCCAGAAGAGCAGGCAAAGAUUCUGUUGGAGCAGUACGAAAGAUUCUUGGAGAAUACUGUCUUCUCGGCGGACUCGAGCUCCGAGGAUUACUCUUCCGUGGGAAGCAGGUUGCUGUCUGUCAGUCAGGCCAAGGACGAGACCAUUCCAUCCUCCGUCUCUCUGUUGCACCAAUUUGUCGAAAACAACGCCCAAAACCUCCCAGGCAAGACCGCAUUCGAAUUUGCGUUUGGAAGUUCAGCAGAGAAUUUGCAGAAGAAGACAUGGACCUACCGGGAGCUGAAUGAGAAUGGCAAUCGAAUUGCCCAUUUUCUACAGACCAAAGGAACCCUUCCCGGUGGAAUGGUCGCCAUAUGCUUCGACAAGUGUCCCGAAGCUUCGAUGGCAAUUCUGGGUAUCUUAAAAGCUGGCUGUGCGUACGUGGCUAUUGAUCCCACGGCUCCCAUCUCUCGCAAGCAGUUUAUCUUGGAGGAUUCUGGGACUCAACUUCUCCUCUCCCAUCUACCAAAGAAAGCGGAACUGGAGGGCCUCUCGGGUGUUGAAAUUCAAACCCUCGAUGAGCCGGGCCUGCUUGAUGGCCUCUCAGUCGCGCGGCCUCUGCUUUCUCGGGCAAUCGAGCCGAACGAUACAUGCUACUGUCUGUACACAUCCGGCACAACUGGAACUCCCAAGGGCUGUGAGAUCACACAUGGAAACGCCGUACAAGCGAUGUUGGCAUUCCAAAGAUUGUUCUCAGGCCACUGGAAUGAAGACUCUCGAUGGCUCCAGUUUGCGUCCUUCCACUUCGAUGUCAGUGUUCUCGAACAGUAUUGGAGUUGGAGUGUUGGAAUUUGCGUUACCUCAUGCCCUCGAGAUCUCCUGUUCGAGGAUCUGCCAGGCACCAUUCAAAAGCUUCAAAUCACACACAUCGAUCUGACGCCGAGUCUGGCAAGAUUGGUUCACCCCGAUGAGGUUCCUUCGCUGUGCCAAGGUGUGUUUAUCACUGGUGGUGAGCAGCUGAAACAAGAAAUUCUUGACGCAUGGGGCCGACAUGGGGUCAUUUACAAUGGUUAUGGACCGACAGAGGUCACUAUCGGGUGCACUAUGCUUCCGAGAAUGUCCGCCAAGGACAAACCUUCUAACAUUGGACCGCAGUUCGAUAACGUGGGCUCAUAUGUUUUCCGUCCGGGCUCAUCGACACCUGUUUUGCGAGGCGGCAUCGGUGAGCUCUGUGUUUCAGGACCUCUUGUUGGGAAGGGCUAUCUGAACCGGGCAGAGCUUACCAAAGAGAGAUUCCAAAGCCUUCCUGGAUCUGGAGAUCGCAUCUACCGAACUGGUGACCUUGUCAGGAUCCUUCAUGAUGGCAGUUUCCAGUUCCUUGGCCGCAUUGAUGACCAAGUCAAGCUCCGUGGCCAGCGACUUGAGAUCGGGGAGAUCAACGAAGUCAUGAAGCAAGCAACUCCUGAGCUUAACGAAGUGGCCACCUUGGUGAUCAAGCAUCCAAAACAAUCCAAGGAUCAGCUUGUCUCCUUCGUUACUCGAGUCACUGACGACAAGACACUUCGGGGCGUGAAAGUCCAUUCCUCUGAAGAGGAUCGAAAGUUGCUCUCGACAAUCAAGACUGCUUGCCAUGCACAUCUUCCAGGGUACAUGGUGCCCACUCACAUUAUUCCUAUGAGCCUCUUCCCUCUGUCAGCCAACAACAAGGCUGAUAUGAAGGUCUUAAAAAGCAUAUAUCAAGAUCUUUCUCUCGAAGACAUUCAGAAACUGACUUCCAUGAGUGUCAACCGGACCACGGAUAGUGCACAAGAACAGUCAAUAAUAUCUAUCUUGGCAAAAUUCGUGGGAUCCACUGACCAGACAAUUUCGUCGUGGUCGAGCAUCUACGAACUGGGCCUCGACUCUAUCUCCGUGAUAGCAUUCUCCAGGAGUCUCAGAGAAGCCGGGUUCCCUCAGGCCCAGCCAUCUUUGAUUAUGAAACAUCCCACCAUCACAGGAAUGGCCUCCGCUUUACAGAUGUCUACGACUGCCUCUGAUUCACUCGAAACACUUCACAAGAAUUCGAAACAAGCCAUCGAGGCCUUUGAACACAAGCACUUUGCUUCUCUCGUUGAGAAUAUUGGGAUCUCCGACGAGGACAUCGAGAGAAUUGCCCCUUGCACUCCACUCCAGGAAGGUAUUAUAUAUCAUUUCCUGUCGAGUGACACGCCUUUGUACUGCUCUUCCUUCACCUUUGAGCUUCGUUCUUCAGUCAAUCUUGAGGCUUUGCAGGCAGCCUGGAUCCAGACUCAAAAAGAGGUUCAGAUGUUGCGGGCUCGAUUCUCUCCUUCCCCUGAUGGCUAUGCUCAAGUCAUCCUGAAAAAGGACAGACUGCCUUGGUUUUCCACCACGGUAGACUCCGAAGAGAGCAUUGAAACUGCGCGACAACAACAAACCCAGCAAUGGAUUUCAAACCUCGAUGGUCUCUCUACAAUAUCGUGGGAGAUCGGAGUGAUAAUUUGCCCUGGAAAAUCGUUGAUGUUCCUGAACAUCUUCCACGCUCUCUAUGAUGGCAACAGUCUGGUUCUUCUUCUUGAAUUGGCUGCUCGAAACUACUUGAACCAAGAACAAACCUCUCCCCAAGCCCCCAAUUUCCUGGAUGUGUUGCACUUAGGCCCACUUUGCAAAGACCCCUCCGCAAAGGCCUUUUGGACAGAACACCUUGCAGGUUGUCAAAAUCGGGCCUUGGCCGGGAUGCAUCAUGAGAGCACUUCUUCAAUUCUUCAAAAGACCCAAAUUAAUGUGACAGAACAUUUGGACCAUCUAAGGAAGUCCCUCAACGUCACCGAGCAAGCGGUUCUCCAUGCCUGUUGGCUGCUCACCCUCCAGCAGCAUUACUCGUUUGUGCCUCCGCUUGGGAUCAUCGCUUCAGGUCGUACAAUUGAUGUACCCGGCAUUGGAGAUACUAUCGGACCUCUUUUCAACACCAUCCCGAGCAAUGUUCAAUUCCGUGGUUUGGAAACUUGGUCGGAUGUUGCUCGCCGGUGUCAUGAAUACCAUGUUUCCACGAUUCCGUUCCAGUACUCUGCACUUCGAGACAUUGUGAAAUGGCUGGGCAAGAACUCUGACGAAAGACUCUUUGACUCUCUGUUUGUCUUCCAGAGGGAAACCACUGAUAUCGAAUCUGUGACUGAAGCAUUGUGGCACCCACUCGAUUCAGAAGCACAACACGAAUACCCAUUGGCGUUUGAAAUUGUGAGAAACGGCACUAAAUCGUUGACAGUCACCGUUGCCGCAAAGAGCCAUGUACUUUCCUCGGACGCGGCGCAGCAGAUCCUUUCCAGCUUCGAGCGACAUUUGUCUGAGUUCGCGCAAAACCCCGACAGGGAACUGCCCCAGACCAACGGAAUAUUGCCGCGAGAGGAAGUUCAAACAAACGGUGAAAUCGUUGAGCCACAACAGCAUUUGAACUCUUCGGCAAAGAGCGAGGACUCUGGAUUCCAGUGGACAACUCAAGCUUAUACAAUCCGCGAUGUCAUUGCAACCCUUGCUGGGGUAGAGCCACAAACUGUCAGCGAGCAAACAUCCAUUUUCGAAGUUGGACUCGACAGUAUCGAUGCAAUUAAGUUGUCCUCCCGACUGGGCAAAUCUGGAAUCAAGAUUCCAGUGAGUGCUAUAAUGCGUCAUCGAACAGUUAAAGCCAUGACCGAGCAGCUGGGGACGGCAACUCAUCAUGAACAAAAUGGGACAACCGCUUUACUGGAUCAAACUGAGAAGUCUCUCAGUCAGUUCCUGGCGAGUGAAUGUCUUGUCCCUGAAGAUGCCAAUCGAAUCCUCCCAGCUACACCGAUCCAGGAAGCAAUGGUUGCCGAAAUGGUUGCUUCAGGUUACCAGCACUACUACAACCAUGAGAUCCUCCAACUUGAACCAGACGCAAGUAUUGAAAAGCUUCAAGAGGCAUGGAGAGCGGUUGUUAAGGCCAACCCCAUACUUCGUACUUCGUUUGUUGAAGUCUCGGAUCCGAAGAUAUCUGCUUCUUACGCCCAGAUCGUCCACAGCGAAGAUCAUUUCGACUUCCAGUCGGUUACCCUACAUGGUGCAUCUGUGGAUACGAUUAUAGAAAAGCAACGGGCGAGGAUACUCACGGAUCUCGCUGGCCGCCCACCAAUGACUGUCACAGUUGUUGUGGACGGAGAUGCUCGGUAUCUGGUUUUGUCAAUUUCGCAUGCUCUCUAUGAUGGGUGGUCGAUUCAUCUGCUCCAUGAGGAUGUUGCCAAAUUUUACGCCGGCCAGACUUGCCAUCGUCCGUCGCCAGAUGCCGUUCUUGAACAGAUCAUAGCAUCAUCCGGUGAUCGAGCGCUUAGGUUCUGGAGAGCAACGCUAUCCAACUUUGUUCCGAAAUCUUUCCCAGCCGGAGAACACUCCGUCAAAGAUUCGGAUCUUGUUCAUCGUACAGAGAGACUACUGUCUGUUCCUCUUCGUAAAGCCGAAGCAUUUUGCAAGCAGCAUGGCGUUACUGUCCAGUCACUCCUGGUCAGCUGCUGGUCCCUUGUACUGGCAGGCUAUACCAUGACGCUGGAUGUGGCUUUCGGACUCGUCCUAUCUGGCCGGCAAAUGGCCGAUUCUGAACAUGUGAUGUUCCCAACAAUGAACACAGUAGCCAUGCGUGUCAUUUUGCAUGGAAGCCGUUCGGAAUUGGUGAAAUACGUGCACGAAUCUUUGGUCGAAAUUUCGGAACACCAGCAUUUCCCACUGCGACGGGCGAGACCGGAUGCAAAGUCACGACAAUUGUUCGACACGCUUUUCAUAUACCAGAGGAGACCGACAGAGGAUCUUCAAACAGGACAGAGUCUGUACAAGCCGAUGGGCGGUGCAUCGAAGGUCGAAUACCCAGUCUGUGCCGAGAUCGAAGGUGUUGGAGAAACUCUUGUUGGCCGCGUAGCUUGCCGUGGGAGUGCCUUGGGAGAAAAGGACACCACAGAGCUUUUGGAGCGGAUGUCGCAUGUCUUAACAUUAAUCAUUGACCAACCAGGCCAAAAGACGGUGGAUUUCACUGAAGAUGGCAUGGGAAUUUGCGGAAGCCCAGUUUUCCAAGAAGCCAAACCUCAAACGCCUGCAAUUGAUGCAAAGCCCAAGGUAUCUAGCAAAACAAAAUGGUCGUCGAUCGAGUGCAAGAUUCGCAAUGUUCUUUCUGCUGUUUCUGGGGUGUCUGAGACAUCAAUCGACAAGGAUUCAACUAUCUUCCAGCUUGGGCUAGACAGCAUCAGCGCCAUCAAGGUGACGGCCCUUCUGAAGAAACAAUGUGUCAAGCUCGCCGUCAGUGACAUGCUCAGAGCUGGUACAAUCGAGAACAUGGCCCGAGUGGCGAACAGAAACAGCGUGGAAAUCACACCCGCGGAUUUAUCCAACGCCCUCAGUGCUUCGCUUGAUGGUAUCGACAUGACCGCACUGCUCCAGUCUGCCGGUGUUGAUCCAGAGCGGGUUCAAAAGGCAUUCCCGGCAACUGCAGGGCAAGCUUAUUUCCUCUCUAUGCACGCCUUGAAUCCAAUGAUGUUCUAUCCAGAGUUCUACUACACAGCAUCUACGAAGCUGAGCGAAGCGUUGCUUGAAAGAGCUUGGGCUUGCCUCGUCGAUCAAACUCCCAUGUUGCGGACUGCCUUCCUCCCUACCAGCCAUCCACGAUUGCCGUAUGCCCAAAUCGUGCUGGAUUCAGUGCAGACCCCUGUCGUCUGGCAUAGCCCGUCAGAUCAUCAAGUUGCCUCGAUGAAAUCUAGGCGAGAGCCCCGCUCGGUGCCGGUGACUCUGCAUGCAUGUCAAACCAACGAUGGUACGGCGCUAAUUCUCCAGAUUCAUCAUGCGCUCUAUGAUGCUGUGAGCCUGCCGUAUAUUAUAGACCGGUUGUCUCAGCUGUGCAGCCAAGAAAAGCCAUCCGAGACACCAUCUGGCAUUGAUGACCUCUCACAGCUUGUGGCAUUCCAGCACGUUCAUUCGCCCGUGGAGAUUCGGCGGCAAUUCUGGCAACAAUAUCUGGACUCCGCUACAAUCGAUGAGUCCCCUGCAAAACCGGUGGGUGGUUUUGGUGCCGUUCAGCACUAUUAUCGACCAGGGCUUGUCUCAAAGAUGUCCCGUAUUGAAAUAGCCGCCAACCACCAGGGCCUCAGUAUCCAAGCUAUCUUCUUGGCCGUCUAUGCCCGAGUGCAUGCCCAGAACUUCGCAGCAGUGAACAAAUCCCACGAGAAACUUCACAAACAGUUUGUGGUUGGACUGUAUCUGGCAAAUCGGUCUUAUGCUACGGAGGGGUUGUCUGAGCUUGUUGCUCCCACUGUCAAUAUUGUACCGCUACGCCUCGACAACAAACUCCACGGGACUGAUGACACCCUCUUUGCCGCUGCUCGGCGAAUCCAAGAUGACAUCAACGAGAUCAGUAGGGUGGAGCACGCCGGGGUGUCUCUCAUGGAAAUUGCCAAGUGGACUGGCGUGCGAAUCGACACCUGCAUCAACUUCCUGCGACUGCCCGAGCUGAACGAGUCCCACGACGCCAAUGAGAGUGGGCGAGUGACUCUCCAAGCUGUUUCGCGCGAGACAUUUGAGAAGAUGAGAGGAUUCAUUCGCUGCGACGACGGCCAGGCUCAAACUAACGGUGAGACUGCAACACCGUCGGGUUUCACCGCUUCAACGGCGGCUAUCGCAGAUGUCUUCCGCGUAAGUGACCAACCACACCCUGACCUUACACACUGCGAGAACUUCGCACUAACCAAAUUUCUCCGGGUGCAACAGCCAACGAUUGACGUGGAGGCUGCCAUUCGCGAAGGACGACUGGAUUUCGGGCUCUUCGCGCCCGACAGUCGACUUGAUCGUAAAACUGCUGAGCGGGUGAUGGAAGAUAUGCGGCAAGAGAUGAGCGUGUUGGCAGAAGCGCCAGACUCGACAUAG